AUGGCGCCUUCUUUCGACCAUCUGCGCGAGGCAGAUCUCGACGACGACGAGUACGACGAGGAGGAGAUCGACAUCUCCGACCUGCGCGAAAAGUACGAGGUUCAGCUGGAGCAGGGAUAUGACACCUUCGUGGUUAUUGAUGGCCUCCCCGAAGUCAACGAGGACCAGAAGCCCAAGCUGGUCAAGUUCUUGCUGAAGAAGCUGAACUCUGUUGGAAAGACAAGAGAAGACUUGAUUUACAUGCCCAUGGGCGACAAUGGAAAGUCGUUGAGAUUUGCCUUUGUCGAGUACUCAUCUCCCAGCGAGGCUGCCGCUGCCGUUCGCGGACUCGACCAGGUCCCCCUCGACAAGAAGCACACCCUCCGCGUCAACAAGCUCACCGAUAUCGACCGCUACGGCCGCGAAGGCAAGGUCCACGAGGAGUACACGCCGCCUCAAAUUGAGGAGUUCACAGAGACGGAGCAUCUGAGAUCAUUCAUGAAGGACCCCAGCGGCCGUGGUAGAGACCAGUUCGCAAUGUACCGUGGCGACACUGUCGGCGUCUUCUGGAACAACGAGAAGGAUAUCCCCGAGAACGUUGUUGACCGUCAAAAUUGGACAGACAGCUUCAUCCGGUGGUCGCCGCAAGGAACCUACCUCACCUCGGUCCACGCCCAGGGUGUUCAGACUUGGGGCGGUCCGUCGUGGUCACGGCAGAAGCGUUUCCCCCACCCCUUCGUCACCUUCGUCGAUUGGUCCCCCUCCGAGAAGUACCUGGUAACAUGGUCUGCCCGCCCCAUCUCCAUCCCCGACGAGGGCCACCCGGCCUUGUCUGUUGACGAUGAUGGCAAGAACUAUGUUAUCUGGAGUGUCGAGUCCGGCAAGCCCAUCCGUUCCUUUGCCAACCUGGACAUGGAGGGCAUGGACGAGGCAAAGCAGCGCAAGCUUCUCUGGCCCGCCUUCAAGUGGUCUGCUGAUGACAAUUACGUCGCGCGUCUCAACUACCAGACCGGUAUCUCUGUGUACGAGCUCCCCCGCAUGAACCUCCUCGACAAGACCUCUAUCAAGAUCGAGGGCAUCAUGGAGUUCGACUGGGCCCCAGCUAGCGUCCAAAGAGAGGGCGUUAAGACGUACGAGCAACUUCUUACCUACUGGACACCCGAAAUCGGCAGCAACCCCGCCAAAGUCGGUCUUAUGAGCAUCCCCAGCAAGGAGGUUGUUCGUCAACUGCCCCUCUUCAGCGUCUCGGACGCCAAGCUCCACUGGCAAUCCGAUGCCUCAUACCUCUGCGUCAAGGUCGAUCGUCAUUCCAAGUCCAAGAAGUCUCAGGCCACGACUCUCGAGAUCUUCCGCAUUAAGGAGAAGGGCGUCCCUGUCGAGGUCGUCGACACUAUCAAGGACACCGUAAUCAACUUCGCCUGGGAGCCCAAGGGCGACAGGUUCGUCAUUAUCACGACAACUGAGCCCGCCGGCGCUGUCGCCGUCGCCCCCAAGACGUCCGUCGCCUUCUUCUGUCCCGAGAAGGCCAAGGGCAAUGUUGUUGGCAACUUCAAGCACCUCCGCACCCUGGAGAAGAAGAAUAGCAACGCCAUCUACUGGUCCCCGCGCGGCAGAUUCGUCGUCAUCGCCACCGUCCACAACCAGCAGAGCUCCGACCUCGACUUCUUCGACCUCGACUUUGAGGGCGAGAAGCCCGAGUCAGACAAGGAUCUGACCGCCAACCUUCAGCUCAUGAACACGGGCGACCACUACGGCGUUACUGACAUUGAGUGGGACCCCUCAGGACGUUUCGUCGCCACCUGGGCCUCUGCAUGGAAGCACUCUAUGGAAAACGGAUACCACAUCUACGACUUCAAGGGCGAAGCGCUCCGCGAGGAGCCUAUCGAGAAGUUCAAGCAGCUCGCGUGGCGCCCGCGCCCCGCGACGCUGCUCAGCAAGGAGGAGCAAAAGCAGAUCCGCAAGAACCUGCGCGAGUACAGCCGCGUCUUUGAGCAGGAGGACAUGGAUCGUGGCGCCUCCGCCGACCGCGAGGUCGUCGAGGCCCGCCGCCGCCAGCUCGCCGAGUGGGUCGCUUGGCGCGAGUCCAUCGAAGAGGAGGUUGCCGAGGAGCGCAAGGACCUCGGCCUGCCCGCCGACAUUGUUGCCUACCUUCUCUCCCAGAAGACGCAGACCAGCGAUGGUGAGGAACAGAUCAUUGAGGAGAUUGUGGAGGAGGUGCUCGAGGAGACGGAGGAGAUUGUCAACUAA
Messenger RNA from Colletotrichum orchidophilum, 2226 nucleotides. RefSeq names its product eukaryotic translation initiation factor eIF2A. The transcript has 3 exons. Gene Ontology annotation, biological process: translational initiation. The record is from RefSeq and is a predicted model, not a curated record. Gene Ontology annotation, molecular function: translation initiation factor binding; translation initiation factor activity; RNA binding. Lineage: Eukaryota; Fungi; Ascomycota; Sordariomycetes; Glomerellales; Glomerellaceae. The coding region runs from base 1 to 2226 and encodes 741 amino acids. Gene Ontology annotation, cellular component: eukaryotic translation initiation factor 3 complex.